Calliphora vicina (urban bluebottle blowfly) is the source of this 1119-nucleotide messenger RNA. Its product is annotated as odorant receptor 43a-like. Gene Ontology annotation, molecular function: olfactory receptor activity; odorant binding. NCBI's taxonomy places the organism in Eukaryota, Metazoa, Arthropoda, Insecta, Diptera, Calliphoridae. Gene Ontology annotation, biological process: sensory perception of smell; detection of chemical stimulus involved in sensory perception of smell. The record is from RefSeq and is a predicted model, not a curated record. The coding region runs from base 1 to 1119 and encodes 372 amino acids. The transcript has 7 exons. Gene Ontology annotation, cellular component: plasma membrane.
AUGUAUUACGAUUUAGCUUUAUUCCACUGUAAUGCUAAAAUUUGGAAAUAUAUUGGAUUCAUUGAAUAUGAGAAUAUGUAUCGCACUAGUCCAAUAAUGAUCAUUGUGGCCAUAACGAUUAUCGGUCAAUUUACGAAUGCGGUUUAUGUUUUGCACGAUUUGACUGUCCUAAUUAUGAGUCUAUUUAUGACGGCCAUUAUAGCCAAUUCAUUUGUACGAAUUGUGAGUGUGAUGAAAAAUCAAUACAAGUUUGUUAAAUUUAUGAAAGACAUUGAAAGUUGGUACAAAGAAGCAGAGAUGACAAAUGACACUGUGGCCUUGUCAAUUCUUAAGAAACUGCCAAAUCGUACCGUGGCUAUUUCUAAAUUCAGUUUGGUUUUUGGCACCUUUGGUGGUGUUCUUACUGUACUUCUUCCAAUGAUACUCGGUCAACGUGCUCAUCCUUUUCCCGUUCAAUUAAUUGGUGUGGAUGUUUUUAAAAGUCCUUUAUAUGAAAUUAUUUAUGUCGUUCAAAUUUUUCUUAUAAUGCCAUUUAUUGUUUGCGCCUAUAUACCAUUUACGAAUCUUUUUAUAGCUUGGCUUAUAUUUGGCAUAAAUAUUUUAAGAGUAUUACGCAAAAAAUUUGAACAGAUGCCGGUUGACAAUGAUCGAGAACAGUUGAAAAGUUUGAAAGCGUUGAUAAGAUAUCAUAAACGAAUUAUAAGAUUUGGUCAAACUUUGGAAAACUUAGUUUCUUUCGUGUGCUUUGUUGAAUUGGUACUAUUUACCGUGAUGUUAUGCGUUUUACUGGUGUGUCUUCUACUGGUGGACACCAUUAUGUUCCGGAUAAUGACCGUAAUUUAUAUAAUAUGUAUAUUUUAUGUCCUAUUUAUAUCAUAUUGGCAUGCUAAUGAAUUUUCAUCGGAGAGUUUAAAGAUUGCCAAUGCUGUUUAUAGUAUUGAUUGGAUUCAUUCAAGUGUCGAGGUACGCAAAUGUGUUUUGAUUUUAUUGGUGCGCUGUCAAACGUCUUUAAAGAUAUCCGCAGGUGGCAUGUAUCCAAUGACUUUGGAGGCAUUUCAAGCACUUUUAAAUGCUGCAUACACCUAUUUCAACAUGUUGCGAGGCUUUAUGGGAAACUAA